UUCUCUCCCCUAUAUCAUUCAUUUCAUUUCUCUGCUCAACGAAACUAAAUACGGAGUAUUCAUUACUUCAAAGUUCAAACUCAUGGCGGAUAUCAAGCAAUCGAGUAACUUUUCAGGUGAUCGGCGGCAACCGAGCCGGUUACAACAGCGAGCGCCGGCGUCGAUUCAAAUAAACCGUUCAACCAAUUGGAAUGUGGCGAUACCGCUUUUAUCACCGUUGAUUUCAUCGCCGACUUCUCCUGAUUGUAACAACUUAACGGUAGCGAUUAAUUCCGUUUGCAAUAAGAUGGUGGAGGUAAAGGAGAAGCCGCCGGCGGCGGCGGCAGCGGUGGUUUUGGUGUUUAAGAAGUGGCAACAUCCUGCGACGCCGUUUUGUUACGAAGCGACUCCGUUAGUGCCGUUUGUAUUAUGUACGGAAACAAUCUAACGACGUUUAUUUUGAGCUAUUUAUUUUUCUUAAAUUAUAUAUAAUACUAGAAGAUUUGGUCUAUGGAUUUCUAUGUACGCUGUUGAUAAUUUCUAGCUUUAUUUUGUCCUUUUUUUUGCUAUGUAAUUAGUAUGCUGACGUUGUCAAAUUAGGUGAUUAACAAGUUGUAAACACUGGUUAAUGAAGAGGUAUAAUAUAGAUAACUUUUCCUAAU
Molecule: messenger RNA, 641 nt
Organism: Nicotiana tabacum (common tobacco)
Lineage: Eukaryota; Viridiplantae; Streptophyta; Magnoliopsida; Solanales; Solanaceae
Cellular component (GO): nucleus; cytoplasm
Source: RefSeq, a predicted model, not a curated record